Vigna angularis (adzuki bean) is the source of this 408-nucleotide messenger RNA. Its product is annotated as pathogen-associated molecular patterns-induced protein A70-like. Bases 1 to 408 code for a protein of 135 amino acids. The record is from RefSeq and is a predicted model, not a curated record. Lineage: Eukaryota; Viridiplantae; Streptophyta; Magnoliopsida; Fabales; Fabaceae. The transcript has a single exon.
AUGGACCGGAUUAGGUCUUUUAGUUUUCGUAGAACAGAAAGUGAAAGAUCCGAGCCGGUCCAAAAUUCUGAGUCUGGAAUGAAUCUGGUACGAACUCCAUCUUUGUUGGAGCACGUUAGGCGUUUUAGUCUGGAUUUAGGUAAAGUGCAGAAGGAAAGUUGUGACUUGGUUGAGCAGCAAUUAAGCCGUGCUCCUUCCUUCCUGCAGCGGCUUAAGUCCUUGACCUUUGACAGAUCGGAGUCCGAAGCUGAGGUGAGGGAUGCUGGGGAGUUCGUGGAGGAAAGGGAAGAAGAGGAAGGGGUGGACGCUAAGGCUGAUGAUUUCAUCAACAGGUUUAGGCAGCAACUCAGGUUGCAGAGGCUUGACUCUAUUCUACGAUGCAGGGAUAUGCUCACACGAAACUCAUAA